AUGCAUUCUGUUAUUGAAGUUCUCUAUGUCAGCAUUGUGUUUCUUGCUACUGUAGUUCUCAUACAGGCUGGCUCAGUGGUUGGGUCAACAGUCGGUGAAACUGCUGUAAAAUCACAGGAUCAAGAAUACUUUACUUUGAUAUUUCCAAAACCACCUAUGCUAGGUAAAAAAGAGAGAUCAAGACCUUCAGAAUUACAAAUCACAGUUCCUAGGCAAGAUGAAAAAGAAACAGAGAAAGAUCAAAAGCCAGCUCAUACAUGGAUAAGGCAUUCUUUAAGAAAAAUUUUUCAAAAACCAUCCAUUUCUCUAGCUGUCAAGAUAAAAGCUCCAUUCACACACCCUCAUUCUCCCAAUAUCCAUCCUAUAAAAGCAGAAGCUAAAAGGUCUGAAAACGGUACAAAAAGAACAACUUUGAAGGAAGAGUCCAAGAAAAAAUCUGGCCUGCAUGCAACAAAUUCAGAAUUCAAGAAAAUGGUAAAAGAUGACAAACAUGAAAGAAGAAAUAAAUCAGGUAAAACUUCAUCAAAAUCAUCACAUGAAAGCAAACUAUUUAAGAAGUCAAAAUCCAAAUCAGAAACAAAUCCUGCAUCCACAGCUUCUAAGGCAGUCUCAAAGUUAGAGUCAAAAAAAGAUAAAAAAGAUUCAAAAAAUUCCAAGGAGACAGAUAGUGAAUCCAUAUGUACUAGAAACAAUCAAAAGAAAGAUUUUAAGAAAGUCUUAAAAGAAAAUUCUGAUAACAAACCAGAAACUUGCUCAAUAACUAGUGUGAAUGUGAAUGUGGUAUGUUUAGAGGAGUCUGGUACGGAAUCCACAAAUGUGGAUACAUGGUUAACAAAUUACUCACAGAACAAUUCAAAGAAAUCUCCAAAGAAGGACACAAAGAAGGAUGCAAAGAAGAGCUCUGAUGCUGAAUCUGGAGAAACAAAAGAUGCAAAGAAAGAUGCAAAGAAGGAUAAGAAAGGUUCAAAGAAAGAUGACAAGAAAAAAGACGCAAAGAAGAAUGCAGAGUCUAGUGAUGCAGAAACUGGAGAGUCAAAAGAUGCAAAGAAAGAUAAGAAAGAUACUAAGAAAGAUGACAAGAAAAAAGAUGUAAAGAAGAAGGCAGAGUCUAGUGAUACAGAAUCUGGAGACUCAAAAGAUACAAAGAAAGAUAAGAAAGGUUCAAAGAAAGAUGGAAAGAAGAAAGAUGCAAAGAAAGAUGCAGUCUCUACUGAUUCUGAAUCUGAAGUGGAGUCAAAGAAGGGUAAGAAAUAUGAAAAGAAGGAAAAGAAAGAUGAUAAAAAGAAACCUGGCAAGAAAGAUGCAGAGUCUACUGAUGCUGACUCUGAAUCUGAAGGUGAUUCAAAAGAUCGUAAGAAAGAUGAGAAGAAAAAAAAAAGUGACAAAAAGAAAGAUACAAAGAAGAUGGCAGAGUCAACUGAAAGUGAGACUGAUUUGGAGUUAAAGAAGGUUAAGAAAGAGUCAAAAGAAAAGAAAGGUGCCAAAAAGGAGGACAAGAAGGAUGCAAAGAAGGACACGGUAUCUACUGAUGCUGAAUCUGAUGAGUCUUCCAAGGCAGGUACAAAGAAAGCCACAGUGAUCAAAGGUUCACAAGCCAAAUCUCAAAAGAAAGCUGAUGAUUCAGAUGGCCCAUCCACAGAUUUGAAGAAAGUAGUAUCAGAAGGAAGGAUAGGAUUUAGAAUGUCAUCCAAAAAGACUACUUUUGAUGAAACAGGCAAAAAAAUAACUGUAGGUAGAGUUCUUCCAUCAAGACAAAGACCACCACUCCCUCCUUGUGAGCCUUUUCUAGCAUCACCUAAGGUCAAACGUCUCUGUCGGUGCAAGAUACCGCCUCCACCUCCAAAACCAAGAUAUGCUCCUUUGCCUGAAGCACAGUGGAUUCACAAGCUACUUUAA
This is a messenger RNA of Castor canadensis (American beaver), 1896 nucleotides long. The record is from RefSeq and is a predicted model, not a curated record. NCBI's taxonomy places the organism in Eukaryota, Metazoa, Chordata, Mammalia, Rodentia, Castoridae.